GAAGAAAGGAAAAAGACGUACUCAUCCGACUCCAUGGACGGCUCCUUCCCACCGCAGCGAAGAAAGUCUUUGACCAGACCCGGUGCGUCUGGCCCUCCUACUCAGACAGUAGAGAGUCCAAAACGACAGCUGGAACAACUGGUGGGAUGGUCGAUUUCCAUCAAAACCAUGUCGAAUGAGCUUGUUCAGGGUCGCCUCUACACCUUGGACCGCAUCACAAAUUGCAUUGCACUCAUUUGUUCAGAUCCUAAGCCAGUACCCAAGAGUGUUUCGUUUCGGAUAAUCAAGCUGUCGAAUAUUAAGGAACUUUUGUCGGUAGGACCCGAAGAUACCUCAAAGGAACCUUGGACUGCCGUCUCGCCUGUUCGACACGUUCACCUUGAUCAAUUACAAGCCAGAGAGACCGAGGCUCUGAGGGAAGUUCGACAACAGGCAGCAAAGAUUGGUGUCGGUGUGACUAAAGAAGGGCAAGAGAUAUUCGAUGCUCUUUACAAGACAUUGCCAUGUCGCUGGGCGAGUGAUACGAUUGUUGUCAUGGAUGAGGUUCUUAUCAGUCCACCUUACACAAUUGAGCAUUGCAAGGCCAAUGCUUCUUCUGCCGCCUCUUUAGCAAGAGUCAAAAAAGUGUUGGAAGGUGAAAGAAGACGGUUGGCUAAUCCAAAGAAUUAAAAUACACUUGACCAAAUUCUCUUUCCUCCUCCCUCUUCCUUUCUCUUCACUAUUCCCUUUUCCAUCCCAUCCCAUCACAUCCCAUAACACUUCUCUUCUCUUCUCUUCUCUUUAACAAGCAAACAAUCAAAUAAGAUACUUUUUUUAAAAUAUAUAUAUAUAUUAUAUUUGUCUCAUAUUC
Messenger RNA from Phycomyces blakesleeanus NRRL 1555(-), 850 nucleotides. RefSeq lists its product as hypothetical. Bases 34 to 669 code for a protein of 211 amino acids. Lineage: Eukaryota; Fungi; Mucoromycota; Mucoromycetes; Mucorales; Phycomycetaceae. The transcript has 5 exons. The record is from RefSeq and is a predicted model, not a curated record.